AUUAAACUCCUUUUUAUCCUCUCUGAAAAAUCAAAACUUUCAGAGAAGAAAUCGUGGCAACCAAAAAUGGCGAGCCUUGUAUUCAAUACGCCGUGGCUCAGGGUUAGGUCUUUACCAGAGCUUGCUCCUGCUUUCCUCAGACGGCGUCAGUGUUCUUUAUUAUACAGUUCUCGGCGAAGCUUCGCGGUGGUUGCUUGUUCUUCUUCACCCGGCAAUAAUGGUGGGUCCUGGGGUUGCUGGGGACUUUGGUCCGUAUCGACAGUCUGAAAGAAAUGCUCUUUACAAACAAUAUGCAGAGAAGCUUUUAGAAUCUGGUCAUGUCUAUCGCUGCUUUUGCUCCAGUGAGGAGCUUGUAAAGAUGAAGGAGAUUGCAAAGUUAAAACAAUUGCCUCCAGUAUACACUGGGAAAUGGGCAACCGCUACUGAUGGUGAGAUAGAGCAAGAGUUGGAAAAGGGAACCCCUUUUACUUACCGGUUUCGUGUGCCAAAGCAAGGGUCUUUGAAAAUUAAUGACUUGAUUCGUGGCGAGGUAUGUUGGAACUUGGAUACUCUUGGAGAUUUUGUGGUAAUGAGGAGUAAUGGCCAACCUGUUUACAACUUUUGUGUUACGGUAGAUGAUGCUACCAUGGCUAUUUCACAUGUUAUAAGGGCUGAAGAGCAUUUGCCUAAUACUUUGAGGCAGGCUCUAAUUUACAAGGCUCUGGAGUUCCCAAUGCCUCAGUUUGCCCAUGUUUCUUUAAUUCUAGCCCCGGAUAGAAGUAAGCUGUCAAAGCGACAUGGGGCAACUUCGGUAGGCCAGUACAGAGAGAUGGGAUAUCUGCCUCAGGGAAUGGUUAAUUAUUUGGCACUCUUAGGAUGGGGAGACGGCACUGAAAAUGAAUUUUUCACACUCGAGGAUCUUGUUGAAAAAUUCUCGAUUGAACGUGUCAACAAAAGUGGCGCAAUUUUUGAUUCUACAAAGUUAAGAUGGAUGAAUGGUCAACAUCUGAGGGCACUUCCAAAUGAAAAACUAACAAAACUUGUGGGUGAGCGAUGGAAGAGUGCCGGUAUCUUAUCAGAAUCCGAGGGUAGUUUUGUAGAUGAAGCUGUCGAGCUUCUCAAGGAUGGGAUUGAGUUGGUGACAGAUUCAGACAAAGUACUGUUGAAUUUGCUUUCAUAUCCUUUACAUGCUACAUUGGCUAGAGCCUCAUAGCUGCUUAUGACAGCGGUGAGAUUCCAAGCGCUUUAGCAGAAGGACAAGGUGCUUGGCAGAAAUGGGUGAAAGCCUUUGGCAAAUCAUUGAAACGCAAAGGUAAAUCACUUUUCAUGCCACUACGAGUGUUGUUAACGGGAAAACUCCAUGGACCUGAGAUGGCCACUAGUAUUGUUCUGAUUCACAAAGCUGGAAGUUCCGGUAUAGUGGUUCCUCAGGCUGGGUUUGUAUCCAUGGAGGAACGGUUUAAGAUUCUUAGGGAGAUAGACUGGGAAGCUUUGAACAAAGGUGAAAGUGUGCCUAUUGAAUCUACAGCCACAGUAUCAACCUGAGAAAACUUUCCUUCGUUUUUCUUCAAUUUUUCGGUUAGUUGGUGAGAAAGACAGCCCAUAGAUUUUGAUUCCUCGUGCCUUUCUUGUUUCCCGAAACAAAUGGCACAAAUUUGUAAGAUUAUAAUGUAUCAUCAGCAAAGCAAACUUAGGAACAAACCAGAGAGCUUGUAACAUUAUCCAGGCCAGUUUUAAUUUGCUUUCAGUGUUUAUUUU
Camelina sativa (false flax) is the source of this 1737-nucleotide messenger RNA. The record is from RefSeq and is a predicted model, not a curated record. NCBI's taxonomy places the organism in Eukaryota, Viridiplantae, Streptophyta, Magnoliopsida, Brassicales, Brassicaceae.